AUGACUUCUAUCCUUUUUAAGUUUGAUGUGUAUAACGGAGGAGCAAGGAAUAGAAAAACUGAUGUGAUUGCCCUCAGCUGGGCAAUUUAUGCUGCCUUUGCUUUUGCAGCAAAGGCAGGAGGGGCUCCUCCAGGAGGGAGCAUGGGUGCCACUCCAGGAGGGAGCAAUGCUACUGGUAGAGCUGGUGGUGGUAGCAGGCCUCCAGGAGGUGGUGGUGGAGGCCCUCCAUCUGCAGCUACUGGAGGUGGCGGACCUCCAGCUACAGGUAGAGCUGGUGAUGCUAGCAGGCUUCCGGGAGGUGGUGGUGGAGGCCCUCCAUCUCUAGCUACAGGAGGUGGCGGACCUCCAGCUGCUGGUAGAGCUGGUGGUGGUGGUGGACACGGGCCUUACGGAGGUGGUGGUUGUGGAGGCGCUCCAGCUACUGGUGGUCCUCCAUAA
Amphimedon queenslandica is the source of this 438-nucleotide messenger RNA. RefSeq names its product circumsporozoite protein-like. The transcript has 3 exons. NCBI's taxonomy places the organism in Eukaryota, Metazoa, Porifera, Demospongiae, Haplosclerida, Niphatidae. Bases 1 to 438 code for a protein of 145 amino acids. The record is from RefSeq and is a predicted model, not a curated record.